Molecule: messenger RNA, 4719 nt
Organism: Austrofundulus limnaeus
Lineage: Eukaryota; Metazoa; Chordata; Actinopteri; Cyprinodontiformes; Rivulidae
Gene: csrnp1b
Product: cysteine-serine-rich nuclear protein 1b
Exons: 5
Coding region: 192-1919 (575 amino acids)
Biological process (GO): regulation of transcription by RNA polymerase II
Cellular component (GO): nucleus
Molecular function (GO): DNA-binding transcription factor activity, RNA polymerase II-specific; sequence-specific DNA binding
Source: RefSeq, a predicted model, not a curated record
CACACAAACACACACACGGACAGACAAUAGCACCGAAAGCUGAGGGGUUAUAUACACCAGGAUAAACGCUACGUUUGAUUUUUUACCCCCUCCCAUCUGUGCCAUUUCGGAUUAUACUUCCACUGCGACGAGAGGAUUUUUUUUUAUUCCUAAAUGCUGAUCGGACACUUGGACUGAUUGUCACCGGCGCCAUGAGUGGGCUUCUGAAGAGGAAGUUUGAGGAGGUGGAUGAGGACCCGUGCUACUCCUCGCCCUCUUCCCUCUCCUCUGCCUGCUCAGGCUGGGACUCGGAGGGGGAGAGCUGCUACUCCGACACUCUGGAUUCCACUCCCAGCAACCCCAGCUCUCCGGCAACACAUUUCACCACAACAUCCAUCCUCAAGAAAUCCAAGAGGCUGAGGCGGGGCAAUGUGACGUUCAACCAGGUGACCGUGUUCUCCUUCCCUCGGUGUCAGGGCUUCACCAGCGUUCCCAGUCGAGGAGGCUGCACCUUGGGCAUGGUGCAGCGCCACAGCGCGCUGCGCACGUACACGCUGGCGGAGUUCGCUGUGCAGCAGCGGCUCCUGCGCAGAGAAAAACUCCUCAACAGAGUCAGGGAGGAGAAGCUGGAAGCUCUCAAACAGAAGCUGACGAAGAAUGGGACCCAGGAAAGCGAGGAGGCGGAUCGGCUGACGCUGGACGACAUCCCGGAACAGAACGUCGACAUUAGUGGCGCCAACCUGGAAGAGGGCUCUUUUCUCCAGCCUUACCCGUCCAAACAGCGCUACGCACUGCUCAAAGCGGCAGGUGUGAAGAAGAUCGACAAGGAGGAGAAGAAGCAGCUGCACGACUUGAGGAUCUCCAGGGAGAACUGCGGCUGUGACUGCCAGGGUUUCUGCGAGCCAGAGACGUGCAGCUGCAGCCUCGCUGGCAUUAAAUGUCAGAUGGACCAUUCCUCCUUCCCGUGUGGUUGCACCAAAGAUGGAUGCGGAAACACGGAGGGCCGCGUCGAGUUCAACUCCACCCGGGUGCAGACGCAUUACAUCCACACCAUCAUGAAGCUGGAGCUGGAGAAGCGGCUGGAGGAGCAGUCCGGCACGGAGGAGGACGAGGAGGGGAGCACCGCGGGGGCGGCGUCCCUCUCGGCGGCGUCCCUCUCGGCGGCGCCCUCCUUCCCCUUCAGCUCGGCGCUGGCCGCGGCCGGGGAGAACACCUGCAGCAGCGACACGACGGACCUGUCGGACUCCUCGCGCCAGAGCGAGGACUCCGAGGCGGGCGAGAGCUGGCGCCGCAGCUCGCUGGACGUCGACGAGAACGGCCUGAGCCGGAUAUUGCGUUUCAGCGACACGGAGAGCGGCGAGAGCGAGGACAAGAGCGGUGUGGACGCCCGCCGCUCGGGUCCGCUGCAAGCGAAACCGGAGCCAUCCACCGAGGCGUUCAGCAGCUUCAGCAUGGUGGACUUUGCAGAUGAGAAUGACAAUAUAGAUGCUGCGCUGUUGGACUCUGCAGACAGUCUUACGGACAAUCAAGCUACAGCCAUUUCAGAACUUUUGGACGAGAACGCCAACCAGGGAAACGCCCUGUUUCACAGUAGCAGCGUGCCACACACCCCCUCCCCUACAAUCGACCGCACGGCAAGCUACAACAUGGACCUGAGCCUCUCGUCUGAGUCGGACCUGGAGUUCUUCGACGGCUUCCCAUGUUUGGGCCCCAGCUCRCUUUACAACUCCCUCAAGGAAUACGAGCACAUGGACAACUAUUUCCAGUUUCAGUUGCCCAGUUGCCCCAGUUUUCCCGCAGCGAGCGACCCCGGGACCUGCCUCCUGGAGUCUCUGAUCGGCCUUUCGGAAUCCGUCCCAGAACCCCCCGCUACAUUUACGGACAAUCAGCUGAUGGAGGAAGCCAUGAAGUUGUCUGUGAUGGAGUCUGUGAAAGUCUGACAUUUUAAGAAACAAAAAAGGGGGGUUUAGAAAGGGAACUGAAAAAAAAAUGCACAUAAGAUGUCAAACAUGUUGGAGGAAGCUGUGAUUUUUCUCUCGCCUAAAUACAUGUUCCGAUUCCAGACUUGCCUUUCAAAGCGUCAGCGGAGCGGGUUUUUGGGAUUAUCGCUGUGUGAGACGGCAGCUAGGGUUAAACGUGAAAAAGAGACRACAUUAAUUGGACCAGACCCGUAGAAAAACGACGACGGCUCGCAAAUUCUAAGGAAGCUCUUUUAAACCAAACCAAGAUCACCAACCACACGCUCAGAACAGGAAUCAACCUUUUUUUAUUGUGGCCAGGUUGGGAAUCUCAACACAGCUGAAUGUGCACCUCAGGGAUAUUUUUAUUUCUAGCUUUCUAGCUUUUGGAGGCAAUGUGUGGUGACCAUUGCUGUGAUUGCCUUCAUACGAAACCCGAGUGAAUCGCGACAUAGUUCUGUUUGUGUCCUGCCUUCGUGCUUGCAGUCAGACGACUGAAGCAAGUGGUGACACCGGAUGUUCCGGUGUUUUGUAGCGGGGUUCUGUGGAAGGGUAAAGAACAAUUAUCUGUUUUAAAAACUGCUUAUUGAACAACCUCAGUAUUGUUUGGGUAGAAAUUUGUUAGAAUUCGAUUGACAAAGUAACUAAAGGCAGGUUCAAAACUUAUUUUAAAACUCCAGCUUCAUUGAAUUAAUACCGAUUCACGUGAACACUAUUAUUAUUUAUACCACUAUCAAUUUUCAUAUAUAAUUCUAGCAGGAAUAUCGUAAUAAAGAUAUUCCUAUAAAAAUUACAAUAAUGACUAUUUUAGGAUUGGAACUGUUCUAAAACAGCAGCAAUCCACUUUAGCCAUAGUUGCACUCUGAUGGACCGUUAGCUUGUCAAUCUAAUCCCAGUUUCCCUAAACUGAGGUCAUUCAAAGACAUAUCUACAGCUGCACCUUUCCAAAGAAUCCCACUUCAAAAUAUCUGAACUAUCCCUUUAAAGGCAGUGCACCUCAGGAUCUAUCUGAAGAGUCUUAAAUGGUACAAAAAAAGAAAUCCCUCUAAAAGCUCCUUGAUCAGCACUUUAUCUGUGAAACUAGUUAUGUACGCWUAGGCAUUGUUUUGGUCGUUCGGGACGGAUUCAACAGUUCAACGCUAAGUUAUGGAGUUUCUUAUUUAUGAGCUGAGCAACCGCAAUUAUUGCUUGUGUACUCCUAAAAAGAAUAUCAAAGCUGUAUCUGUGUUUUCUUUUAUUACUUUAAAUUAUUUUCUUUAUUGUCGUAUUUAUUUCAGACAGAAAAAAAAAGGCCUCCAUUCAUUCAAGCAGCACUGCGGUUUGUUUUUACCUAAAUGUGCAAUCUUUUUUCUUUUUUUUUUUUUUCUUCUGUUAUUCCGCAACACAUUUAGGUAUUUUUUUUUGUUCUGGAAAACGGGACCACACGUCCAUCAGAAAGUAUUUAAUAUGUAUUCUCCGUUGUAAGUUAUUCUGUCUUUACUUCAUUAGUUUAUUUAAUUUAAGAUGUUUUGGCAAUAACGCGGGCUUUUGUAAAGUUUACUGGAUGUGCCUGUUUAUCAGGGGGAGCCAUGCCUGCCUGUGGUGUGAAUGUGUGUUUGGCUCUGUGUGUGUGUGUGUGCGUGUGUGUGUGCGUGUGUGUGCGUGUGCGUGCUCAGUGCUUCCAUUUAAGCUUUUGGGACUGAAAACUGUGGAACCUCCCUAAUCACUGAAACAAAAUUAUGGGUCUAUUAUAUUGCUGCCUCUAAUAUAACCAUAGAAAAAUUAACUAAUAUUUUCUAACUAAUUUAUGUAGGAUGAGGAAAGAAUUCUAAUCACUGACAAAUUGAAUAUUUUAUUAAGAAAGUAAAAAUGAGUAAGUUUCAAUCUGGAAAACAGCCUUUGUAAUAUAAGACUUAUAGAGAAAUGUAUUCUUAUGAAGGUUAAUGCUUUCUGGAGCAUUCUGAAGUAUUUUUCAUAGGCAGCCGUAUGAUUAAAUAACUUAGAGAAAUGUCACUAAAACUGAAAUAGCAAAAAAAAAAAAUCAAUUUGAUUGUACUCUGAAUUUUCAUUUGGAAGUCUGUGACUUGGGUGAAAAUAUGCUAUAAAAAGAGGUUUUUGUGGCUAAGAACUGCAUAUAUUAUACAGUUUUUACCUGAGAUGAUUAGAGAAGUUGCCUCGUUGAUUAUAAAACGGAGGUGAUUGUGCGGUCGCCUGUGUGAAGAGCAGAGGGACGCUAAAAAGAGUUGAUGUACAUAUCUCACCCUUUCUACAGCUGUUUCUAUCAGGCUUUCUGGACCCUUUAGAAAUUAUGCAUGCAGGUCCUGUUUGUUAAAACUUGUUCUGAUUAAUUGUAUACAUUGAAAAGUGCACAUUGUGCACAAUGGAAUUGUAUUAUCCGCUUUUUGCCUUUUUUUUUUUAAAAAAAGUUGCUUUUAAAUCCAUCUGAUUAUGUGUUUGUAUGCCACAGUGAUGGCACUAAUUUUUUCGCUUUUUUUGCAAGCAAAUAUUUCUCUUGUAUAAAACAUCGAAUCUCAUGAAGAAAUGUCAACAGUGAGUGUUUAUCAGUGUAAUAUAUGACAGUACGGUUUAUAUAUUUUUAUUUCAAAAGAACGUGUCUUACUUUUUUUUGCCUUUUUGUGUUGUGCAUAUUUCUGCUUGAAAGGUCCUGCAGAGCAAACAAAGCUGCUUUAUUUUUUACAUAUUUUCACACAUUAACCUGCUGUUCAAAAAAAACAAUUUCUUUCAUCUAAACCAUUUUGACAGCUUGUCCCUCCAAAUAACAAUAAAAAAAUCAUUUUAUAAA